Messenger RNA from Aspergillus alliaceus, 4224 nucleotides. RefSeq lists its product as uncharacterized. Gene Ontology annotation, molecular function: phosphatidylcholine lysophospholipase A1 activity. Bases 1 to 4224 code for a protein of 1407 amino acids. The record is from RefSeq and is a predicted model, not a curated record. The transcript is spliced from 12 exons. NCBI's taxonomy places the organism in Eukaryota, Fungi, Ascomycota, Eurotiomycetes, Eurotiales, Aspergillaceae.
AUGGGGAUAGAGCGCGGCAUCUACCGCAUGAUGCAUCUUUGCAUUAUCGGUCUGGCGCUGUUUGCUGUUACUUUAGCAUUGCCUUCACCUACCGAACUGCAAGAAACGCCAACGUCUCUUGAUGGCGUCCCCCGCGUGGAAGCUCGCGAUGCCAAGCCGUUUGCUCUCCGUAUCAUGCCUCUUGGGGCUUCAAUCACUAUGGGCCUUAAGUCAAGUGACAGUAAUGGUUACCGCAUAUGGAUACGUGAGCAGCUUCGACACGCUGGAUGGGAAGUCAACAUGGUUGGAUCUCGCAAAGAUGGGACUAUGAGAGACAAUGACAAUGAAGGAUGGAGUGGAUGGAUCAUCGAUGAAGUUGCCAGAGAGGCCGAGAAGACAAUCCCGAAAGCCCCUAAUCUUAUUUUGAUCAAUGCUGGUACCAAUGAUGCUGUGAGAGGCAUAAAGGUCGACGAAGCAGGACAGCGGAUGAACGUGAUGCUCACUCGUCUGUAUGAUAAGAUACCUGGAACGACUAUAAUCCUAUCAACACUGUUGUCCAAUGGGGACCCGAAAGCACAAGCCAAUGUCGUGAAAAUCAACGAGCAAUACCGUAACAUUGCCGCCGCUCGCCGAAAGAAUGGUGACAAGAUAGUUCUAGCGGAGAUGAGUGACUUUAUCAAAGUCAACGAACUUGUCGAUGGAACUCAUCCAACUGAUCACGGAUACAAGAAGAUGGCCUCGGUAUGGUGGGCCGCGAUUCAAGAAGCCGAGAAGGCAAAAUUCUUAUCAGAGCCCAAAGAUAUCGGGGAGAGCGACUGGAUUGAUACAACCUGUGAAAAGAAGUUCGGUUCUGGGAAUGACGGCGGCAAAGUCCAGACACAACGCGGCAGUGGCUGGGACGAUGGCGACUACAAGCAUAACUCCCAGAGUAUGGGCCGUAUCAAGCAGAUUGGGAUUACCGGCUCCAAGGGUGAUACCCAUCCGGGUAUCAACUACGCCCAGUUAGUCAACCAAGGAGGUGCCCACCGCGAAGGAGCCCUGGAUGAGCUUGUUUGGACCCGGGAUGGAAAGGGGACGUGGAUGUACCCGAACAACAACAAUGGCAAGUUCGGUAAUCCUGUCAAGAUCGAUGUUAAAGACAACUGUCUUGCGCGAGGUGUGCGUUGGGGUGAUCUAAACAACGACGGACUGGACGACUUCAUCUGCAUUAGCAGGGAGGGUGCCAUGUAUGCAUCAAUCAACCAAGGCGGGAAUCCCCCCCAGUUCAAGUCCAUCGGCCUGGUGAGAGAGGCGCCCGGUGGUGGUUUAGCUCAGGCGAACGUCCGACUCGGUGACAUUGAUGGCGAUGGCCGCCUUGAUUACUGCCUUGUCAAAGGAAACGGUGAUAUCCAGUGUUGGAGAAACGGUGGUCAGAAAGAUGCCCCAACAAAAGAAUUUAAUGGGUAUUGGCAGGACCUCGGGACUGUGUUUAAAGGUAAAGGUAUGGGCGAUAUCGCAGGUGUUCGUCUCGUCGAUAUUAAUGGAGAUUUCCGUGCCGAUUGGCUCUGGCUUGAUGACGAGGGCAAGGUCACCACGUAUAUCAACCAGCGCGGCACAGGUAAAGGCAGCCUGGCCCCUGAUUGGCGUCGAAUUGGCGUUACUCAUGCUGGAAUGGGUGUUAAGGGCGCUAGGGAUCGUAUCAAAUUCGGCCAAGUCUAUCCACAUGGGGGCGCUGAUUACGUGUGGAUUGAGUCUCUAAAGAAUGCUGAUACUUAUAACCACUAUACAACCGUGUGGAAGAAUAUUGGAAAAGGGGGAACUACACUGAAAGCCGAUGGUGACUUCUAUUGCGACUGGCGUGGCACUGGUGCCGAUGACUAUAUCUGGAUCUCCCCGACAGGUAGGGGCUUGCUCUAUGGUAACAUCCAUAAGCCUCCAACUUGGGUCCCCGAGGGACCCCAAAUAUUUGACCUGGGCAAAGAUCGCAAGAGCAUUCAUCUAGCAGACUUCGAUGGUGAUGGCAAGUGCGACGUUUGGGCCGUAAACCGUGAGACUGGUGCCGCGGAAGUCUGGAUUAACCACUGGAACGAAGAGACCACCAGUGGCUUUUUGGACUACAAGGGAGUUGUCACCGGGGAUGUCAAAUGUACCGAAGGAUGGGGGGUCGGGUUUCGCGACAUUGGUGUGCGGAUGGCUGAUCUUGAUGGCGAUGGGCGCGCAGAUUACCUGUGCAUGGAGCCCAAUGGACGAACAGUUGGAUGGCUAAACAAAGGUGUGAAUAAGUUUGAAGCUAAGAAUCAGGUCAAACGCACUCACGGAUAUGAUCGUGCCAACCACAUCUGGGCCGAUGUAGACGGUGAUGGUCUUGUCGACUUUCUCUGGGUCGAUAAAUUCAAUGGUGACACCAAGGUCUGGAUCAACAAAGGUCCACAUCCUACCGCAGGCUCCAGUUAUAAGUGGGAACUGCUUGACGGUCCUCGAUAUCAAGGCUCGGAUCGAGGGGCCAAUUUAUUCUUCCCAAACCUUGGAGGACUGGGCCGUGCAGAUAUGCACAACGUCAUUCCCAGAACUAACAUCGCCUAUACGUGGUUCAACACUUGUCCCGGAAGUGAUAGCAAAGCUGCAGAUGAUAUCGACCCGUCUAAAGACCCUGGGUUACCCCCAUACACGCCCCCUGGUCAACCCACGCCUACAGGCGAACCUCCCAUCAGUCCUACUGCGACUGGGAAGCCUGGCGAUGCUCCUGAUGGUUAUUAUGAACAUUGGCCCUUGAAUGACGAGGGUAAAACGAAAUCGGUCUGCAAUCACCUCGAUGAACUGGAUAAAAACCUCUGGAAUAAAAAUGACAUGGGCAACUGGCUGACUACCACUGCUGGUUGGUACCAAAAGCUCAACCGCAACCCCGAUGUUCCUUUCAAGUGGCCUGGCGGGCUUGCCGAUGCGCUUGCAAAGUAUAACGGAAGCGAAAAAGAAGAACCUGCUCCUUACUCAUGGGAAUGUCCCAAUGUUCGUGCAGAUUGUAGCGUGAAACAUCUGGAAGAUGUUGCGCCUUGCGAGGAGGGCCGGAUGUACCGAGUCCAGGCUCUAACUGCGAUACAUAACCUGGCGCAAUACCUUAAGGUUAUGUAUGAUAUGACGUCAGAAAUCUGGACGGACAUAGGUUUCGGAAACGCAGACCUGGUCCGGAGGUACUCACACAAGAGUGAUGAUAAUACCGAGUUUGGAGAGGAUGCAGGAAUGACUAUUGGCGCAGGAUUUGCCAGUAUCAUGGGUGCUUUCUUUCUUGCCCCCAUGGCAGGUGUCGCCGCAGGGGCGAUGACCAUUGGAGCCGGCGCUGUGGCUGCACUUGGUGGACCUUCCCCAGCCGACCUCAAGUUUGAUACGUAUGCAGACCUCGGCAGGAGAUCGGCUGCUAUGCAUCGUGCUAUGACCAAGAGCUUGGAUAUUUUCUACAACGGUCUUUUCUUCAAAGACCCCCCCAACGACCCGCAUUGGGCGACUAGCCCUACUGCCCUCCCACGCAUGCUCUACACCGGAAAUUUUGCCUCAUAUAAAAGUGUUGUCGCACCCACCGAUGAGGAGACGAUGAGGGAUUCCAUGGUUCCUGACAAAGCCGGCCUUGUUAAGUAUGUUGUCGCUCCGUUGCUCAACAUGCUGUGGGAAAAAGACCUGUACUUCAUUGUCAAGAUUGACAACAAGGCCAUUCGAAACGUCAAUGGAGAGGAGUACCACCCUUGCGACAAGAAUGGAGACAUGCACGAAAACAAAGAUACCACCAAUAUGAAAUGGUGCAAUCCAGACGACACGGCCUUUUUCUUUUAUAGUCGAGGGGGGAAGGGCCACGUCCCCAAAGGCAUUGACAAGCUGCCAGAUGAGUAUGGGUUCAACGGAUACGAUGUCGUACGAUCUUCCUAUCUGGUUCAAAAAACGACAAACGAAUGGCAGUCCAAGGUCAAGACGGAUUCAUACUUCAGCUGGGUUCCCCAAACCUCCGGUACUGAUAUCCCUGCAUGGCAAAUGAUGCGAUGGAACUUGCCAGUGUGUGAUCUUACAGAGCAUAAGGUUAAAGAAGACUGUGGCUCUGGACUUUUAUGGCAUGUUUGCAUGUAUUCCGCUAUCAAAGAAACUUGUGGGAGGCUAGAUGGGUGGCCAAGUGAUUAUGAUUUCCCCAAUGGUUUAAGCGGCACUGUACCUCACAAAAAGGAAGGAUCCCCUUAUUCCGAGGCUUCGUCGGCUGCGGAUGUAGUCCAAUCCCUUUCGGGCUGA